Messenger RNA from Dromiciops gliroides (monito del monte), 1729 nucleotides. It is a transcript of the gene PTPMT1, whose product is annotated as protein tyrosine phosphatase mitochondrial 1. Lineage: Eukaryota; Metazoa; Chordata; Mammalia; Microbiotheria; Microbiotheriidae. Gene Ontology annotation, molecular function: phosphatidylglycerophosphatase activity; phosphatidylinositol-4,5-bisphosphate 5-phosphatase activity; protein tyrosine/serine/threonine phosphatase activity. The transcript has 6 exons. The record is from RefSeq and is a predicted model, not a curated record. Bases 736 to 1659 code for a protein of 307 amino acids. Gene Ontology annotation, biological process: protein dephosphorylation.
GUGUUAGGAGAGAACAGCUCCUCCUCCUUAGCCAGUCUUCUAGGCAACCAUUUUGCGGGAUUCAUUGCAACCAUUUUCCCAGCUUCUGCAACCACCUUUAAAAUGCCAGCAUUCAACUCAGAAGAAAGGGCUCAUCCAGGAGAGAGUUCUGGGCAGUGAGGGUUAAGUGAUUUGCCCAGGGUCACACAGCUAGUGGGAUGGUGAUAGCUAAAGAGUGCCCCAGAGGAGGAUAACCAGAAAUCCUGCUGAAGGAACUGGGGCUUGGCCUAGAGCUAGUCUUUGCUUCUCCCCAGAGGGGAGAUCAAAUAAAUCUUUAAGUGUCUGAACAGUUCUCAAGUGGAAGAAAAGCAUGCCGGCUGUGUCUGGCCACAGAGAGGAAAACCAGCAGCUAAGGGUGGAAGCUUCCAAUGGGCAAUAAGCGUUAAAAGUACGAGCGGAGGUCCCACCCCCCUGCAUGUGCCUCCCUUAAAGAAAACCUUCCGGAAAAUCCGCGUGACCACGAAAAAGUGAGUGGCAGGCAGGUCCCACCCCUCACCUCUUCUCGCUCUGCUUCCUCUCCUUAUUUCUGCCUUCAGUUUCUCUGUUUCAUUUAGUGCCCCGCCUUUCUUCCUCUCUAUUGGCCCGUGGGUCUGCCUGUGUCCCUCGGGCUCUCCCGGCGGGCCUCCCCAUUGGCCGAAGCCGACGCGCGGCCGCGGGGGGGGCGGGUCCGUUCCUUUUUUUUCGGGACCCGCCCCCAUGCCGCCGGUGCCCUCCCCCUCGCUCCCCUCCGGGGCCGCCUCCUUGCCCCUACAGAGGCUGGUCUUAGGCACGGCCACCGACUCGGAGGGCUCGCAGCCGCCUAGUCUGCUGUCGUUGCUACCGGGCACGUCAUCGGGCAGCUCGGGGUUUAGCGGGGAGGCGGCUCAAGAGGAGCGGGGGUCGAGGUCUAGCUGGGUCUGUAGAAGAGGCCGGUACCGGAGUCAGAACCGGGAUCUCAAGCAGAGGAGCCUGAGCCCGGAUCCCAACUCUAGCCAGAACCCGCACUCCUCGCGCUGGGGCCGCACCGGCAUGGCGGCCUCGACGGUGCUGGGCGCUGGCCUGGCGCGGAUCCUCUUCUACCCGACGCUGCUGUACACGCUGGUGCGCGACAAGGUGUCGGGACCCGGGCACCGCGAAUGGUACCACCGCAUCGACAAGACCGUGCUGCUGGGCGCACUGCCGCUGCGCAGCCUCACGCGCCGGCUGGUAGAGGAGGAGAAUGUCAGGGCAGUGAUCACCAUGAAUGAAGAAUAUGAGACGAGGUUCCUGUGCAACACUUAUGAGGAAUGGAAAACAGUUGGAGUAGAACAAUUGCGUCUCAGCACGGUGGAUAUGACUGGAGUCCCAACUUUGGAAAACCUAAAGAAAGGUGUCCAGUUCACACUAAAGUACAAAGAACUGGAAAAAAGUGUCUAUAUUCAUUGCAAGGCUGGCCGCUCCAGAAGUGCCACCAUGGUGGCAGCCUAUCUGAUACAGGCAUAUAACUGGAGUCCAGAGGAGGCCGUAAAAGCUAUUGCCAAGAUCCGUUCCCACAUCCACAUCCGACCACGGCAGGUAGAGAUUCUCAAGGAAUUUCACAGACAGGUCAUGGCUGAAGCAGGAAAAACUAAGGCUUCCCAAGAAGUACCAGUUCAUGAAUGAAGUAGGGGGACUGGAAAGAACUCUUAAGACUCUGCUGCUCAUUACAGAAUAAAGAAAUGCAUUCACUGGA